CUAGUUAAAAUUUUAAAAUAAUCCAUUUGGAAAACGAUGCUGAAAUGGAAGACUUACUAUUCAAAGUCUCCUCAAACAAAUUAAUCAUCAACCUAUUAUGCUAAAAGAGUUUGGAGUUGAACAUCAUGGCACUGGCUUCUACAUUCGUUUCCUUAGCAAUAUUAUUAUCAUUAUUAUUGUACUGCCUCAAUUUGUUUUCCGUGAAUGCAAAUUCCUACAGAGAAUUCCUUCAAAUGGGACAAUCAGUCAGAAUUUCUGACACACUUGUUUCAUACGGUGGAAACUAUGAACUUGGAUUUUUCACCAGAGACAGAGACAACUCCACCAAGUACUACGUAGGUAUAUGGUUCAAAAAGGUACCAAAGGACAAGAUUGUUUGGGUUGCCAACAGAGAUUACGCAUUCCAAACAUCCUCGGCGUUUCUUACCAUUCAACCUGAUGGUAACAUUGCGAUCAGAGAUGGACAAAUGACGUACCUGGUGACCAACGUUCCAAACAACAGUUAUAGUAACUAUGCAACACUGUUGGACUCAGGAAACUUAGUACUGUUGAGUAACUCUAACAAGGCGGUUCUAUGGCAGAGUUUUAAUAAUCCAACUGAUACUCUUUUACCUGGAAUGACAAUCGGAUACAAUAUCGACACGGGAUACACUCUGUCACUGAAAUCAUGGACAAGCGCAGACGACCCUGCUAUCGGGCCAUAUACUCUCCGAUUUGAUUCCGGCUCAGCGAGUCUAACUGUAAAUAAAGGUUCUAAUGUCUUCUGGAUUGAUGGUAAUUCCAAUUUAUCUAUUCAGUCUGUUUUCAACCGAGCAGGUUUGGGACAGGAUGACUACAAUGAUCAUUUCACUCUCCCGAUUACUAGUAAUUCUCGAUUUGUACUGGAAGUGUCCGGGGAUCUUAAAUACGAAGAUUGGUCAGAGAAAUCCAAGCGUUGGCUUUCUCUCCAGUCGUCCAAGUGCGGAACAAACAAUUCGUGCGGAGUAUUUUCCAUUUGUAAUUCGCAGGACCGCGACCCUUGUCACUGUCUCAAUGGUUUUGAACCGUUUGAUGGUGAUUCUUGGAGGAAAGGGAACAGAUCAGCUGGAUGUGUGAGGUUAAACAGCUUGUCCUGCGACACUACAGAUGGAUUUUUUCGGUUCGUUUCAGUGGAACUACCUCCAAAUCAUGCCAACCUGAUGCUGGAUUCUCUAGCAGAAUGUAACCACACUUGCUUCACAGAUUGUUCUUGUCUUGCUUUUGCUUACGAUUUUGUCGCUGUUAACUGCAUGUUGUGGAAUGAUCAAGUACUCACUCUGAAGAACAUCUCAACUGAUAAUCAAGAUGCUGAUAAAAAUAGACCAAAUUUCUUUCUCAAACUUGCUGCCUCAGACAUUCUUACCACAAGUAAUGUAACAAAUGCAGCUAGCAGACUUGGAAACAGGAAGAGGAAUUUACUUCUAAUUGUUAUUUUGAUACCAUUUGUAAUAUUACUUAUACUGCUUGGCUUAUUCGUUUACCGAACAAGAAAGCAAAGUAAGAAAGGGGAUGAUUUGCUCAAUUUUGAAGUAGGCAUGAGCAUGAAAGUUAAUAAAGACUCUGACAAGGUUACAAAAGUUAAAAGGAAAGAAGUGAAAUUACCAUUAUUCAGCUUUGUGAGUGUUUCAGCAGCAACGAAUAACUUUGCAGACGCAAAUAAACUCGGCGAAGGUGGCUUUGGACCUGUUUAUAAGGGUAUACUAUUGAAUGGGGAUGAGGUUGCUGUAAAAAGGCUAUCGAAAAGAUCAGGUCAAGGAUGGGAGGAGUUGCGAAACGAAGCCUUGUUGAUUGCAAAACUCCAACAUAAUAAUCUAGUUAGACUUCUUGGCUGCUGCAUUGAGAGAGACGAAAAAAUGCUUAUUUAUGAAUUCAUGGCCAAUACAAGUUUGGAUUGUUUUCUCUUCGGUUUGUACUUUUCAGACACAAUUUUCUCCAAUUAUUUCAUCCAAACUCUAGUUGUAACAUCUUUUUGUGCAAAAACAGAUGCAGAGAAAAGAGAGAUGCUAGAUUGGGGAACUCGGGUUCGAAUAAUUGAUGGGAUUGCGCAAGGACUCCUUUAUCUGCAUCAGUAUUCUAGGUUCCGGAUCAUUCACCGAGAUUUAAAAGCUAGCAACAUUCUGUUAGACACCAACAUGAAUCCUAAAAUAUCAGAUUUUGGAAUGGCGAGGAUAUUCAGUGAGAAUGUUCUUCAAGCAAAUACGAACCGAAUAGUUGGGACUUACGGCUACAUGUCUCCUGAAUAUGCGAUGGAAGGCAUUUUCUCAAUUAAGUCCGACGUGUUUAGCUUUGGAGUCCUUUUGUUAGAGAUUAUAAGUGGCAAGAAGAAUACUGGUUUUUAUCAAACAAAUUCCUUCAGUCUUCUUGGAUAUGCUUGGGAUCUAUGGAGCAACAAUUCUGGAAUGGACUUGAUUGAUUCAAAAGUAGAUGAUAUCUCCAACAAGGAUUUAGUAAUAAAAUAUGUGAAUAUAGGACUUCUGUGUGUACAACAAAGUCCAGAAGAUAGGCCAACCAUGUCUGAUGUUGUCUCAAUGAUUGGCAAUGACACUGCAUCCCUUCCAAGUCCAAAGCCACCAGCAUUUCAAAAUGUGAGAGGUGUUGAAAGUUCAAGUCUCUCUAGAAGCACUGGAGAAAACAUUUCUGUCAAUGUUGUCACAAAUUCAAUAGUUGAAGCAAGAUGAGUUUUAGAGUGACUUCACUAGUUGUGGGAGUUGAAAAGUUGCUUGUUUGGGUAACAUUGGAAAACUUGUUAAAUCCAUGCUACUGUUUUUGUUUUCUUUUCUUUUUAUAUGACAACGUUGUUUUAGUAAAAUUGUUGAAUAUAACAUUGAUUGCAAUUGAAACACCACUUCAAGUAAA
Messenger RNA from Lathyrus oleraceus (garden pea), 2874 nucleotides. RefSeq names its product G-type lectin S-receptor-like serine/threonine-protein kinase At1g11300. Gene Ontology annotation, molecular function: protein serine/threonine kinase activity; ATP binding. The record is from RefSeq and is a predicted model, not a curated record. NCBI's taxonomy places the organism in Eukaryota, Viridiplantae, Streptophyta, Magnoliopsida, Fabales, Fabaceae. Gene Ontology annotation, biological process: recognition of pollen; protein phosphorylation. Bases 126 to 2696 code for a protein of 856 amino acids. The transcript is spliced from 5 exons. Gene Ontology annotation, cellular component: plasma membrane.